Messenger RNA from Numida meleagris (helmeted guineafowl), 4486 nucleotides. RefSeq names its product fumarylacetoacetate hydrolase (gene FAH). The transcript is spliced from 14 exons. The coding region runs from base 3058 to 4317 and encodes 419 amino acids. Lineage: Eukaryota; Metazoa; Chordata; Aves; Galliformes; Numididae. Gene Ontology annotation, biological process: L-phenylalanine catabolic process; homogentisate catabolic process; L-tyrosine catabolic process. The record is from RefSeq and is a predicted model, not a curated record. Gene Ontology annotation, molecular function: fumarylacetoacetase activity.
UCCACAGGCUGUAGGUAUCCUAAUGCCAGCUCUAGUCUGAUUUUUCUAUUUUGUGCAGCAUCACUCACAUGUGCAGGAGUGGGGUUACCUGUGACGAUGUGCUUAAGUUGGGGACAUUCCUACAGGUAAAAGCAAUGUCACCAGCUUUAUUGGUGAUUAGGCCCUGGAGCCGUGCAUGUGUGACUGUGGUCCUAGAAAAUAGUGCUCUGGGGUUUGUGACCCACUGUCUGUGACGGAGCACUGCACAGACUUCCUUGAAGUUAGAUGAAAGAAUGUUUCCUGGGACAGCUUCUCCAGUGAGAUCUUGUUCUGAGGUUUGACAUCCAUAGGCUCCAACGUGGAGCGCUGCCACAAGCACCCUCCAUGUGCAUCAGCAGAUCUGCAGCUUUGUAAGUAAUCCUCUUCUGGGGGUGGAGGGAAUCCUUUUUACCAUCUUCUAACAGUGCUCAAUAAUCAUCUUUAAGAUGGUGAGUCUUGUCAGACCAGAGUACAUUUCUCACCAUUCUACCACCCUGGUCAUCCACGUGACUUAAAGGUUGAGUAGUUUGUGUGGUAGCAUGGUAAAUUCAGGCAGUGUUGCUUAUCACAGGACUCAACAGUAAGCUAAAGUGGAACUAAUUCCUCUCCAGGUGGUACUGAUCCCUGGCUGAAAUUUCACUUGGUGACUUGCUGCUGCUUUUGAGCAUUUGUGAAUUAAAUGAGAUUGCAUGGCUUUAUUUAAAAUGUUCAAUUUUUAAUCAAAGCUGGCUGCAUUCUUAGAACUGUGAAUGCUCUUUAAAAGCUAUGGCUGGCAAUUAGUAGAUAAAGCACUACAUUUAGCGCACAAACACUACACAGCAGAAGGAGCUUUCUCUGUCAGAUAGCUGUAGAGAGUAAUUUGCAAGACCCAAUAAUAAAUGAAGUAUCUUGUGCUUGCGAAUGUGGCUUACUCACAGUUUAUGAAGCACACGGUUUUUGUAGUAAAGGAGGGGAUAAAUAACUGGCAUGUUUCGGUAGCACUUGACACCUGUGGGUCAAAGAUUUUAUAUUUCCUCAGAGCAUUUGCCAAACUUCCUUUUAUGUAGCGUGGAGAAUGGAGGAGCAGCAGCAUCUUCUUUCACGGCGGUUCGCUUUUCUCUUACCUACUGCUUUACUCUUCUCCAGUUCUUGCCUUCUCAGUCCAACUUCUUCCUCUUUACUAUUUCUGGUCUCUCUCCUCCUUUUUCCAAAAGUAUCCUUUUCUCUCUCUCUAUGUGCCACCCCCAAUCUGCCUUUCCUCUGGCAGUGAUGCUUCUGGGCUAAGCAGAGAGGAGAUGCCAUAGAUUUUGCAGUGGGGAAAAACAAUUGUUUUGUAAGUUCUGGUAUCUGAGAGACUGGAAGAAGAAAGGGCAGAGGAGCAGCUGCCUUUGGAAUUCUUGUAAUCCCUUUACCACUGCCUGUUAUGAAGCAAUAACUCUGCUGGCCCUUGAUUAUACGGUAGGAAAUGUGACUGCGCCAAGAGGAAACUGGACUUGCAAUGCGAUGGCAGUACUGACUGGCAGGGUCAGCAUUGGGUAAUUCUGUUUCUACACAUAUCAUUCUCAAAAUAACCUAAUAAUUUCUUUUUGUGGCCUGGCUUGUGCAGAUUCCUCCAAGUAAAGAAUAUUGAAAGAUAAUGUUGUCCUGAUAUAUAAACUUGCACUUAGACUGGAAAUCCACCUUUCCCUGACAGUAAGUUGGUGUUUGCUUUGGCAUUGGCUUCGUGUUAUCAUGGUGGUUGAUCUGCUUCUCAAUCUGGAUAACCAGUGAUUCUUUUCAUAUUCUGUCAUCAGCAUUAGGUUAGCAGAUGAACAUUUUAAUUAAUACCAGCACAUUCACAACACCACAGAACCCUUGCAUAAAUCUCUUUUUUAGAGAUGCACACUGUGUAUUUGAUGCAUGCUUUCAAGAUAGUUUUCUUGGAGUAAGCAGGUUACACACGCAAUUCCUGUCACCUGGCGUGGAACUUCUUCAUUGUGUUAAACCUUUUCAGCAGUUGUUGGAACAGAGUUGUACCUGAGAUGCACUGAAUUUCCUUACAGGAAAUGUUGCAGGAGUUGGCGCUAGGCAUUGUAUUGUUUUAAAUAAGAGCUCCUUCCAGAGGGCACCACGUGAGCUUCCUUCGCUACUAGUGACGAGCUGCCACAGAUGGGCUCUCGUCACUGGUGUUGUGUCAUCUUGCACUGAAUCUCUGCCUCUCCAGCUUGCUCUAUGUCUUCUAAUGAGUCUUCUGUGCCAAAGAAAAAAGUUGAGCAGGAAAUAAGUUCUUAUAAGUUCUUUGCCUUGGCAGUCAUAAGCCGUCUAACCGCCCUUAUUGAAAAGGUGUGACCUUUGCUACUUGGUUUCAGUUUCACAAGGAUUCCCUCAUUGGUUUCUGUUUUUCCCAAAUGUGGGUGUCUUACAUGCAGGGGAAAAGCUGGGUUGGGGAUCAGAAGAUGCCACGGGUUUCCCUGCUCUUGUUCUGUUGUUUGCGCACACCUGUUUUUAAGCUAUUGGAACUGUCUGGUGGAAACAGAAAUUGGAUACAGCAUUACAAAGGUAAAAAGAAGGUGAAGUGCAGCUAGGGGUGUCAGCUGAGCUCUUUCUCAGUGUUGCUCAGCUGGUAGCAGAACUGCUCCAUUUAGGAUAGUGGGGGCAUCUUUUCCCCACCUUGCUGUCAACUCAGUCACCCCAUGGUAGGUGAAUAGGUGGCAUCUCUGGUCUCACCGCACCAGCCAGAGCUGUCUGCUGGGUGCAAGGAUGGAGCUGGUGAAAGAUGGCCCUGGUUUCACGUGAGGGUUUAUCGAGCAGGAAGAGCCUGUGUGCUGGCCCCAUACCUCGCUGGGAACAGUUACCAGCUGCUGACUCAUACAAAACUCUGGCACUAAUUAACUGCGGCUGCUGCCAGCAGGAAGAGGGGUGGGAUGCGGGCAGGGCUGCGAUUGGUUUGGGGCUGCGGAUGCAGGGUGGGAUUUGGUGCUGCUGUGCUCCCCAUUACAACAUCUAGAGGGGCUCUUCCUUCGAGGUGGGAACGCAGUGGCCCGGGAGGUUGGGGCUCAGCCUUGUGAGCUGGCAUCCGGCAUGUCUUUCAUCCAGGUGGACAAGGACUCGGAUUUUCCUCUCCAAAAUCUCCCCUAUGGGAUUUUCUCCACAAGGGAGGAGCCUCGGCACAGGAUUGGGGUAGCGAUUGGAGACCAAAUUUUGGAUCUCAGUGUCAUCAAGCAUCUGUUUAAUGGACCGGCUCUUGCCAAACACCAGCACGUCUUUGAGCAGCCCACCCUCAAUGCCUUCAUGGGGCUCGGCCCCAUGGCCUGGAGGGAAGCCCGGGCCCUGCUGCAGUCACUGCUGUCAGCCACGGAGCCAACGCUGAGGGACAACGUCGGCCUGCGGAAACGGGCAUUUGUACCUCAGGCUUCUGCUACCAUGCACCUGCCAGCACACAUUGGAGAUUACACUGACUUCUACUCGUCACGACAGCAUGCCACCAAUGUUGGGAUCAUGUUCCGGGGGAAGGAGAACGCUCUGAUGCCCAACUGGCUGCACCUACCUGUUGGGUAUCAUGGCCGGGCGUCUUCCGUCGUGGUGUCCGGGACACCCAUCCGGAGACCUGUGGGGCAAACGAGACCUGACAAUGAUAAACCUCCAGUGUUUGGUGCUUGCAAGCGUCUCGAUAUCGAGUUAGAAAUGGCAUUCUUUGUAGGACCUGGCAACAAGCACGGGGAGCCGAUCCCAGUCAGCAGAGCCCACGAGCACAUCUUUGGGAUGGUCCUCAUGAAUGACUGGAGUGCCCGUGACAUCCAGAAAUGGGAAUAUGUUCCUCUGGGCCCAUUCCUGAGCAAGAGCUUUGGCACAACCAUCUCCCCUUGGGUCGUCACCAUGGAAGCUCUCAUGCCAUUCCUGCUGCCAAACCCUGUCCAGGAUCCCAAGCCACUGCCUUACCUUCGGGAUGAAGAACCCUACACUUUUGACAUCAAUCUCUUUGUUGCGAUAAAAGGAGAAGGAAUGAGCAUGCCAACUACUAUAUGCAAAUCCAAUUUCAAGCACAUGUACUGGACCAUGAAGCAGCAACUGGCGCAUCACUCGAUCAAUGGGUGCAACCUCCGGCCUGGAGACCUCCUGGCAUCGGGAACCAUCAGUGGGCCCGAGCCUGAGAGCUUCGGCUCCAUGCUGGAGCUUUCUUGGAAUGGGACAAAAGAAAUUCCUCUUGGCCAUGGACAGUCUCGUAAAUUCCUGCAGGAUGGAGAUGAAGUCAUUAUAACAGGUUACUGCCAAGGCAGCGGCUACCGCGUGGGCUUUGGCCAAUGCUCAGGAAAAAUCCUCCCAGCUGUGCUGGGUCCAUGAUGUUUGCAGGAAGGGGACAUCCAGGAGGAGGAGUAAAAGAAGGAGGAAGAUAAGGGAAAGCAGAAGGAGGACCUCUCCCCCACCUCUAAUAGCUGUGCUACAGAACUCAGAUUUAUUAUUUUUAUAUGAGUGAUUGGAAUCCUACUGUUUUUAAUUAUCAAUAAAUAUC